Messenger RNA from Sciurus carolinensis (gray squirrel), 2858 nucleotides. RefSeq names its product enhancer of polycomb homolog 2 (gene Epc2). Gene Ontology annotation, biological process: regulation of transcription by RNA polymerase II. Gene Ontology annotation, cellular component: piccolo histone acetyltransferase complex. The record is from RefSeq and is a predicted model, not a curated record. NCBI's taxonomy places the organism in Eukaryota, Metazoa, Chordata, Mammalia, Rodentia, Sciuridae.
CCGCCGCUGUGGUAAUGUCCGCCAUGUUGGCCAUGGCGCAGGGAGCGGAUCGGGCGGGCGAGCGGCGGAUCUAGUGUGUGGAAGCGGCCGCGGGCGGCGGGGGGCUGUUUUCGGGCGGGGUGGGCGCCCAUGCUGUGGCCGGGGGCAGUGAGGAGGAGGAGGAGGAGCGGGCCGGCCGCGCUGCACUGAGGAAGGAGGUGGAGGAGGCGGCGGGAGUCCUCCCCCCCUCCCCGCCCGCCCCGCCGCCGCCGCCCGGGCUGUUCCUGUAAGGCGGGGAGACAAUGAGUAAACUCUCCUUCCGAGCGCGGGCGCUGGACGCCGCCAAACCGCUGCCUAUCUACCGCGGCAAGGACAUGCCUGAUCUCAACGACUGCGUCUCCAUCAACCGGGCCGUGCCCCAGAUGCCCACCGGGAUGGAGAAGGAGGAGGAAUCGGAACAUCAUUUACAGCGAGCUAUUUCAGCACAGCAAGUGUUUAGAGAGAAAAAAGAGAGCAUGGUCAUUCCCGUUCCUGAGGCAGAGAGCAACGUCAACUAUUACAAUCGCUUGUACAAAGGAGAGUUUAAACAGCCCAAACAGUUCAUUCAUAUUCAGCCUUUUAAUCUAGACAACGAGCAACCAGAUUAUGAUAUGGAUUCAGAAGAUGAGACCUUAUUAAAUAGACUUAACAGAAAGAUGGAAAUUAAGCCUUUGCAAUUUGAAAUUAUGAUUGACAGACUUGAAAAAGCCAGUUCUAAUCAGCUUGUAACACUUCAAGAAGCAAAACUGCUGCUAAAUGAAGAUGAUUAUCUUAUUAAAGCUGUAUAUGACUACUGGGUGAGAAAACGUAAAAACUGCAGGGGGCCAUCCCUUAUUCCUCAAAUAAAACAAGAGAAAAGAGAUGGCUCUACCAACAAUGACCCUUAUGUUGCCUUUCGGAGAAGAACAGAGAAAAUGCAAACUCGAAAGAAUCGUAAGAAUGAUGAAGCCUCUUAUGAAAAGAUGUUGAAACUGAGACGAGAGUUUAGUAGAGCCAUAACAAUUUUGGAAAUGAUUAAGAGAAGAGAGAAAACAAAACGAGAAUUAUUGCACUUAACCUUAGAAGUUGUGGAAAAAAGAUACCAUUUGGGAGACUAUGGAGGUGAAAUCCUUAAUGAAGUGAAAAUCAGUAGAUCAGAAAAAGAGUUGUAUGCCACUCCAGCAACUCUUCAUAAUGGAAAUCAUCACAAAGUCCAAGAAUGUAAAACUAAGCACCCUCAUCAUUUGUCUUUGAAAGAAGAGGCUUCUGAUGUUGUUCGUCAAAAGAAGAAGUACCAGAAGCCUAAAGCAGAGGCUUUGAUAACGUCUCAGCAGCCCACUCCUGAGACAUUGCCUGUGAUCAAUAAGAGUGACAUUAAGCAAUAUGACUUUCACAGCUCAGAUGAAGAUGAAUUUCCACAGGUACCAUCCCCAGUAUCAGAACCUGAAGAAGAAAAUGAUCCUGAUGGUCCCUGUGCUUUCAGAAGGAGGGCAGGAUGCCAGUAUUAUGCUCCUCGUUUGGACCAAGCUGACCAUACAUGUGAGAAUUCAGAAUUGGCAGAUUUGGAUAAGUUGAGGUAUAGGCAUUGCCUUACAACACUUACAGUCCCAAGAAGAUGUAUAGGAUUUGCAAGGAGGCGAAUUGGCAGAGGUGGAAGAGUCAUAAUGGACCGAAUAUCCACAGAACAUGACCCAGUCCUGAAACAGAUAGACCCUGAAAUGCUGAAUAGUUUUUCAAGCUCUUCCCAAACUAUAGACUUUUCUUCUAAUUUCUCUCGGACCAAUGUCAGUAAACCUUGUGAAAAUAGACUGUCCCUUUCUGAAAUAUUAAGCAAUAUCAUCUGUCGACUACAGUGUUUCCAGCCAAGGCUACUAAAUUUACAGGACAGUGAUAGAGAAUGUACCUCAAGAAAACCAGGGCAGACUGUGAACAAUAAAAGAGUUUCUGCAACAUCUGUAGCUUUAUUGAACACCAGCAAGAAUGGCAUAUCAGUAACAGGGGGCAUCACAGAAGAGCAGUUUCAGACACAUCAACAGCAGUUAGUUCAAAUGCAAAGACAGCAACUUGCUCAGCUUCAGCAGAAACAGCAAUCUCAGCAUUCCUCACAACAGACACAUCCAAAAGCACAGGGCUCAAGCACCUCUGACUGCAUGUAAACACUCGACUCAGCCAGCGCCCACUUUGCUGCAUCUGCAGUGGUCAGUGCACCUGUUCCAGGUCGCAGUGAAGUACGUAAGGAACAGAACACAGGCCACAGCAACAUAAAUGGUGUCGUCCAGCCUUCAGGUACAGCUGAAAACAUAUACUCCACCAAUAUGGCUUUAUCAUCCAGCCCAGGGAUUUCAGCUGUACAACUUGUAAGGACAGUUGGCCACACUACUACAAACCACUUAAUCCCAGCAUUGUGCACAAGCAGCCCUCAAACACUUCCCAUGAACAAUUCCUGCCUGACAAAUGCAGUGCACCUCAAUAAUGUCAGUGUUGUUUCUCCAGUCAAUGUGCAUAUCAAUACACGGACUUCAGCACCAUCGCCAGCCUUAAAACUUGCCACAGUUGCUGCCAGUAUGGACAGAGUGCCAAAGGUUACUCCCAGUAGUGCCAUCAGCAGCAUAGCAAGAGAGAACCAUGAACCAGAAAGAUUGGGUUUAAAUGGAAUAGCAGAGACAACAGUAGCUAUGGAAGUGACAUAACCUAAAACAUGUGGCUUUUCCUGUGUGGAUGGUGUGCAGUCAUUCGUAUUCCAGCUGAAUGCAAAAGGCGGACACUCUGUGGAUCACAGAGCGUAACAAUGGACCUAAAUGGACUACAAGUAUAUCGGAUGUUUAAAUCGAUAGAUGAUGUAUAUUUUGUAAAAUUGGGAA